AUUUGGGAAGCUUAAUCCACUGCUGGGAGCUGGCGAUCAACUUAAAACUUGUGCCAUACGCGCGUGAUAGAAACAGAAAACCGUUACCUUGAAGAAGGCAUGGAAUUUAUUUCAUUUUUCAUGUUCAUAGCCUGGAAUGCAUUAUUGACUAACUUCACUUUUGGAAAAGAGCGAGAUCGCACAAUGGUGUUUCCAGAUUACUUCUUCUUUGCUGAAAGACGUUUGGUAAACCAUGUAGUCGAAACUAAACACGUCAAAGACUUGGACCACUGUGAACUUUUCUGCUACAUGAACGACAACUGUGUCAGUGCUAACUUCAAAAAAGAGCCAGAGACUGGAGGAAUCACUUAUAUCUGUGAGCUGAAUAACGCCACUCAUCUUGAAUAUGAUACUGACCUGAUGACUGAUGCUGAUUUUUAUUAUCGAGGCUCAAAGAACGCCUGCGGUAAAAACCCACCUUGUCAAAAUAAUGCAACUUGUCAGUCCGGUUUCACAAUCAAGGGAUAUCGAUGCUCGUGCCCUCCUGGAUUCGAAGGAGAACAUUGCGAAAAAGAUAUUGAUGAAUGCCAAAAAAACACUCACGAUUGCCACCUGAACGCUUCUUGUAAAAACACAAAUGGAUCUUUUGUGUGCACCUGUUUAUUUGGAUUUAACGGAGAUGGACGGAACUGCACAGACAUCGACGAAUGCGCAAGAAAUCUUUCUUGUCAUGUGAAUGCCAACUGUACCAACACCAUUGGAUCACAUGUAUGUACAUGCCACACAGGAUACACUGGAGAUGGACAGACUUGUUCAGAUGUUGACGAAUGUGCAAAAAAUCUUUCUUGUCAUGUGAAUGCUAACUGUACCAACACCAUUGGAUCACAUGUAUGUACAUGCCACACUGGAUACACGGGAGAUGGAAAAUCUUGCUGGGAUCUCACAGCAACGGACCAUGCCAAGCUUGAAGAAACUUACCAAGGAGCUACACCAGGAAAUCAUGAUGAGCAGAGAAGCAUAAUGCAGCUGGAAUUAGAGUACAAUGGAGUGGCUAUCAUCAGUAGUAGGCUGUGGCAGAUAAACUACCCCAAUGACGUGACAAGUGUUGAAUCUCUUUAUGUUCUGUGGCAAUCAGCAUACUUGGCUGCAACUGGUGCAGCUGGAGGGUUAUAUGGUUGUAAUCUGGAUUCUGUCAAUGUUAAGCGACUCUUGCGGAAUUCUUCAGAUUCUUGCAAGGAAAUUAAGAGGCUGGAUGGUUAUGAGGGCAACAUUGUUUUCACCGACAACAAAUAA
Molecule: messenger RNA, 1272 nt
Organism: Pocillopora verrucosa
Lineage: Eukaryota; Metazoa; Cnidaria; Anthozoa; Scleractinia; Pocilloporidae
Source: RefSeq, a predicted model, not a curated record